GGGCUCGGGGCGGAGCGGCGCGGGUCGGCGGCGCAGAACGGAGCCGAUGGCGGAGCAGCGCGUGUCGCGUUGGUACUUCGGGGGGAUCGCGUCGUGCGGAGCCGCGUGCUGCACCCACCCGCUCGACCUGCUCAAGGUCCACCUGCAGACACAGCAGGAGGUGAAGAUGCGGAUGAUGGGGAUGGCGCUGCGCGUGGUCCGCACCGACGGCGUCCUGGCACUGUACAACGGGCUGAGUGCGUCGCUGUGCCGCCAGAUGACGUACUCCCUGACCCGCUUCGCCAUCUAUGAGACUGCGAGGGACCACUUGGGCCGUGGCAGCCAGGGGCCUCCCCCCUUCUAUCAGAAAGUGCUGCUGGGAGCAGUGGGAGGCUUCACUGGUGGCUUCGUGGGGACCCCAGCGGACAUGGUGAACGUCAGGAUGCAGAACGAUGUCAAGCAGCCAGCCCACCUGCGGCGGAAUUAUUCCCAUGCCCUGGAUGGCAUGUACCGAGUCCUGCGGGAAGAGGGCUUGAGGAAGCUGUUCUCAGGAGCAACGAUGGCAUCCAGCCGAGGGGCCCUGGUCACCGUGGGGCAGCUCUCCUGUUAUGACCAAGCCAAGCAGCUUGUCCUCACCACCGGGCUGCUGUCGGACAACAUCUUCACGCACUUCCUGGCCAGCUUCAUUGCUGGUGGAUGUGCCACAUUCCUGUGCCAGCCCCUGGAUGUGCUGAAGACGCGCCUCAUGAACUCCCAGGGCGAGUACCGGGUGAGUGACCCCUCCUGCAGCUCCCAGCCCCUUCCUGCACUGUCUCAUCACCUCUCUCCCUCUUGCCGCAGGGUGUUGUACACUGUGCCAUGGAGACUGCCAAGCUCGGCCCACUCGCCUUCUACAAGGGCUUCGUUCCCGCUGCCAUUCGCCUCAUUCCUCACACCGUCCUUACCUUUGUCUUCCUGGAACAGCUGCGAAAAUACUUUGGGAUCAAAGUGAUCACCUGAGCAGGAGGGCCGGAUCCUGCUCCCUGGGACCGCAGAACCCCCCACCGCCCUGGGCCGGGGUUGUCCCCUCCCCACAUCCCUGCACCCGGGGUCGGCCGGUCCCAGCCCCCAUCCCUCACCUUCCUCCAUUCUCAGCACUUCUGUUACCUCUGGGACGUCCCUUGGGCCUCGUCCCCUCUGCACUGCACCUUCCCCUGCCGUGGCUGCCUCGUGCCUCUGCGUGGGCUCAGCCCGCAGCGGGAGGGGCUGCCGGGGGCUGUUUUGCUGUGCAGGGCAGCACUGCGUGCACGGGGCUCCCAGCUCCCACCUCUCCUGCGGCAGCAAGGGUGGACAUGGAGCGAGGGUGGAGGUGGGCUUAGUGUCCUCCUCUGCUGCUCCCAUGCAGCCCCCAGCUGCCCCCCACCCCCCUCUCCUGCUCAGCCAAAACUCCCCAGCGCCCAUCGGAGCUGGGCUCAUCAGGGAUUGUGCCUUAUACCAAUGAUAGAGAAAGGACCUGGUGGGGGUGGGGGGUGGGGGCAGCCGCGCUGCCUUGCUGUGAUUCUGCCGCUGCCCACAUCGCCGUCCUCAAGCCCUGCAGCAUCCGUCCUGCCCCGCUGCUCCCCGCAUUGAGGUACCCAACCCCCCCAUCCGCCUUGCAGCCCCCUCCGCCCUACUGUGCCAGCACGGGGGCUGCGGGCAUCGCCCUCUGCACGCGCGGCGCUGUGCAGGGUGGCCCCGAGGGAUCAAGGAACUGGAACAGCUGUGACCGUAAUGUAUAAUAAAUAAACAGCCGAAUAACCA
Molecule: messenger RNA, 1758 nt
Organism: Coturnix japonica (Japanese quail)
Lineage: Eukaryota; Metazoa; Chordata; Aves; Galliformes; Phasianidae
Source: RefSeq, a predicted model, not a curated record